Bursaphelenchus okinawaensis is the source of this 1590-nucleotide messenger RNA. NCBI's taxonomy places the organism in Eukaryota, Metazoa, Nematoda, Chromadorea, Rhabditida, Aphelenchoididae. The record is from the annotation of a GenBank genome assembly.
AUGAUUUGGCUUCUGUUGGCAUUAACGGUCUCUGCCGAGACCAACGAUCUCAAGCCAUGCUGGUCAUCCAACAACAGAAGCCCGGCUCAGUUCUGGCCACAUGGCGAAGUUGUCGUUAGAGGUAAAACUUAAUAAAUAUUGUUUUUGUACGAUUUUAUGGAGAUUUACUCUAAAACAUGGUAAAGUAUGGAAUUUUAAACCUUGUAAAAUAAAUUUUGCCGAUUAAUUUCGACUAUGGAUUUAUAUGUUUACUGUUACCGUAUUUAGAUGACUUUGUAUACGACUGUAAAGACGGAGAGCUGGUGCCGAAGGGUUGUAAAGCCUUUGAUGGAGCUACUGUCGAAUUGGAUGAGCUACUUAUUGUGGACGGAAGAGUGUAUAAGUGCAUGAGGAUUGAGUCAGAUCCUGGAGUGGACCUUAUUGAAGUAGGGUGCACUACAGAUGGUAUCACUAUUUACAAUGAAGGUGACACAUGGCUCAGCAAAAACGUAUGUUUAAUACGCGCUGUUUUAGUUGAAAAUAUACUGUUUUCUACUCGCGGCUGUUACCAUAGCUUUAACGAAUAAUGGCUUCUGUUUGUAGGGAGAGUUCUUCUACACUUGUGAACGUCGUGGCAGCCGGAUGUACACUGCCUUGGCUGGAUGUAUGGUUAAAGAAACAUCCAAAGAGCUGAAGAUUGGAGAGCGGAUCGACUUGAAGAAUUACACGUAAGUACUCUAAUGAUUUUAUACUUCUUUUAAUGACCGUCUUUAAGUUUAAAAUGUAACAAAAUAUAACAUUUCAGGCUGGAAUGCAAAGAGCUGUCUACUGGAGGACUGAAGCUACUUGGCGUGGGAUGUGUACAUGAUGGACAAAAGUACUUUGUGGGAGAACAAUGGAUGGUAUGUUUGGCACUCCCUUACCUAACUUAUUGUUGUAUAAAACUGUGGUAUUUCAAUUUAUAAUUGUCCCUAAUUCAUAAGUUGUCAGCCCAAUUCAAAAUUCUACUGCUUAUUUUAAUACCAAUCACUACAGGACAACGACUUCGUGUUUUACUGUAAGAGGAAGGAAAGUAAAUGUGAGCAGAGUUGUAUCGGAUGUGCGUGGAGAAACAGAAAGUUGUACGAUGGCGACAGAUUCAGGAAGGACCACUGCGUGUAUGAAUGUAUCAUCCGACCAGAACGACAUGUUCGAGAACCUGUAGCGUGUGUAGUUGAUGGCAUCGAAAGAGUUAUUGGGUGUACAUGGUACGUUGAUAUAUGUUUGUUAACUUAAUGUACGUUUUUUAAGAUCUUUCAAUGUAAUAUUGUAUGAGCAUUUAUUUACAGGAAGGAAGACAUGGGUGCAUUCAGACUGGAAGAGACUUGUGAAGUGGACGGUGACAAGACCAAGGUUACCGUAAAGGGCUGCUUCUACCCUCAAGAUAACUUCGACCUCUUCUUCAUCCCUGCCAACUCUUACGCUGUCUUUACCGGCGACAAACUCAAGAAGAUGGCAGCAUCCUGUCGAGGAGAUCCAGAAGAACCAUCGACUUUCGAACUGGAGACCUUCUCCGUCGACGAAGUGCCAUUCAAGACAAAAGGCCUGUCUGAAGUCGAACCUCAAGGAUAA